Molecule: messenger RNA, 3014 nt
Organism: Enhydra lutris kenyoni (northern sea otter)
Lineage: Eukaryota; Metazoa; Chordata; Mammalia; Carnivora; Mustelidae
Product: transmembrane protein 87B
Exons: 19
Coding region: 1-1671 (556 amino acids)
Biological process (GO): retrograde transport, endosome to Golgi
Cellular component (GO): Golgi apparatus; membrane
Source: RefSeq, a predicted model, not a curated record
AUGGCCGCCGCCUGCCGCAUCGGAGCCCGGCUCCAGCCCGGACGCCGCCUUCUUGUCGGGGCCCCGCUGCUUCGUGUCGCCCUCUACCUCCUGUGCUGGGCGCUGGCGGCUGUGGGCGCCGUCCCGGAGCCUGGGCUAUGGGCAGCGACGGUCAACGACAAAUCAGGACCUUUGAUAUUUAGAAAAACUAUGUUUAACUCUACUGAAAUCAGGUUUUCUGUUAAGUCAUUCAGUUGUUCUGGGCCUGUGAAGUUUGCCAUAGAGUGGCAUUUGAAGCAUUAUACCUGUCAAAAUGAAUAUUCUAAGCUGGAGGAGGAGCUAUCACAAAAACAGGAUCCUAGUGUUGAUGAAGACUUUUGUGGCCAUUAUUUCAAGAACAUUGAAUGUUGGACAACAAAAUAUGAAAACUUAGACUGCAACAGUGACUUGCAGGUGUUUCCCUCACUGACUAAUAAGGAACUAAUUACAAAUACCAGAAAUCUUUCAAACCAGGAAAGAUCAACAGAUGUUGUAGCGAGAACACAGAGAGAUGGGUUUCAUAUCUUUAUUGUUUCUAUCAAAACGGAAAAAACAGAUGCAAGAUGGAAUUUGAAUGUUUCUCUUUCUAUGAUUGGGCCUCAUGGAUAUAUUUCUGCAUCAGAUUGGCCUCUGAUGAUUUUUUACAUGGUGAUGUGUAUCGUUUAUAUUUUAUAUGGCGUACUCUGGCUGAUGUGGUCUGCCUGUUAUUGGAAAGAUAUAUUAAGAAUUCAGUUCUGGAUCGCAGCUGUUAUUUUCCUGGGAAUGCUUGAAAAAGCAGUUUUUUAUUCUGAAUAUCAAAACAUCAGCAGCACUGGGCUAUCAACCCAAGGUUUAUUGAUAUUUGCAGAGUUGAUAUCUGCAGUUAAAAGGACAUUGGCUCGCCUCCUCGUGAUCAUUGUGAGUCUGGGCUACGGCAUUGUGAAGCCCCGUUUAGGAACAGUCAUGCACCGGGUGGUCGGACUGGGGAUUCUUUACUUUAUCUUCGCAGCUAUUGAAGGCGUGAUGCGAGUUAUUGGGGGUUCUAACCAUUUAGCUGUUCUUUUUGGUGACAUUAUUUUGGCAGUUAUUGACUCCAUUUUUGUAUGGUUCAUAUUUAUAAGUUUGGCACAAACUAUGAAGACUCUAAGACUAAGAAAGAACACAGUGAAAUUUUCUUUAUACAGGCACUUUACAAAUACUCUGAUCUUUGCCGUACUGGCUUCUAUAGUGUUUAUGGUGUGGACGACCAAGACAUUUAGAAUUGCAAAAUGUCAAUCAGAUUGGAUGGAACGCUGGGUUGAUGAUGCGUUUUGGAGCUUCCUUUUUUCACUUAUCCUUAUUGUAAUAAUGUUUUUGUGGAGACCGUCAGCAAACAAUCAGAGAUAUGCCUUCAUGCCGUUAAUCGAUGAUUCUGAUGAUGAAAUUGAAGAAUUUAUGGUACCAUCUGAAAACUUAACUGAAGGAAUAAAAUUAAGAGUCUCAAAAACGGUUUCCAACGGAACAGCUAAACCUGCUACUUCUGAUAAUUUUGAUGAAGAUUUGAAGUGGGUAGAAGAAAAUAUUCCCUCCUCAUUCACAGAUGUGGCUCUUCCAGUGUUAGUGGAUUCAGACGAGGAAAUCAUGACCAGAUCUGAAAUGGCAGAAAAAAUGUUCUCGUCAGAAAAGAUAAUGUGAUUGAAACCCAUAGAAGUGACACCUAGUUAACGGUGAAGGCCUUCCUCAAGACUGAAAGCGGGCUUUGUUUUGAUGGAGUGCAACAAGAUUUCAUUGCAUUAUCUUGGACAUCUGUGUAUUACAACUAAGAAUUCAGGUGGUAUGAGGGUUCUACGACCAUUUUAAGCUGCUCUGGAAUGUCGGCUUCAUGUCCAUCAAAUUGCCUGGAUUUGGAAAUAAUGUAAGAAAAGUAUUAUGAUUAAAAAAAUAUGCCCAAAUCCCCUUAGCUGAGCGGUUAAUAGGGACGUGGAUUUGGGUUUUCUCUUUUCUCUGGAAAAUAUGAUGAUUCCAGACUUAAAAAUAUUUUUUACAUAAACACUCCUACUGUCACUAACCUUUGAGGUAGAUGAUGUGACUCUUCUGUAGUAAAGCAGCAUCUCCAUCUCUUGGGUGUAUAGUUACUAGAUGCAAUAAUAAUUUUCUUUGACUUUUAUACUGAAGUGAUUUGAAAUUAAGUACAAUUUGGUUAGCCUUAGAACAUGAGCAUGUUUAUAUGGUUAGCUUUGGUGUGUGUGUGUACAUAUACAUACGGGUCCACACAAAGUCCUUGUUUGUGAAUAUCACCAUGCACACCAAAUCAGAGUUGGGUCCUCUCUGAGCUCAGGGGAACACAAGUACACAGGAAAGAGGUCUUGAUCACUUCCAAGGAUUUGCUCUGUCAUUGUCCCCUCAGGCCAUAUGUGCACGUGCUGCUGCGGAAUCUGUCUGGGGCAGGUGCUAGACAUGUGGCCAUAUUGCAGUUCCUCUCUGGCAAGCUGGGGGGCUCACUACCAGUGACCCUUGUAGAUGCUAGAACACCCUUUACAUAAUCUUGGUUUAUUCGGUUUCAUAAUGAAACAUGUAUUUACCUGCACAGUAUGUCACUAUUAAUCUUGUAAUAAUUCCUUAACCUUUAAUCAUGUUUUACAGAUCACUUUGUUACAUUAUGUAUGUAAUACAUGAUUUGAGAAUUUUUUGUUUUAAUAUUUUUUUAAGUGCAGAACAUUCUAAACUUGAAAAGUAGUUGAAUGUAGAAUGUUGGAAAUGUGAAUGUUUUGCUGCUUUCAUGACCAAAGAUACAGGGCUAGUGGACAUUUAGAAUAGGAAUAAAAGUUAGAAUCUUGUAGCUCUUUUUUGAAUUGAGAAUGACUUCAGAGAAUUUUGAUUGAGAAGCAUUUAAAGUCUUAACCAGUACAAACAUUUAAGUAUAACUGUUAAUUUAUUUUCAUUGUGAAGCUACAAAACAGAAGUUUUUCUUCCAAACCUGCCUUUUCGAUUUAUUUCUCAUUUACUCAUGUAAUAGGAGUUAGCAAAAAAAAAAAAAU